UUUGUUGUUUAUAAACAUUUUAAUUUCCUAAAUGUCAGUCCUGCUCCUCGGAUCCCUCCUCCGCCGUGACGUCAAAAGGGGGCGUAGUCCGCCUUCCAUCAACGCUUUCCACUCUGAUUGGUCCGCUCCACCCACGUGACUCUCAACAGCCAAUCACAGAGGAAUGCGAUGAGUGAAGGAACCGAGCCUUAUUACGGGGGCCGUGGAAACGCGCAGCGGUGACGUCACGUGCUGAACUGUGCCGUGUUGUCAGCAGCUGUUUGUCUGGAAGACGAAGGAGAAGUGGACGCGUCUCGGUCUAAUGUGAACCAGGGAUCACACAGGAGACCGAAGCAGGACCCUGGACCUGAGACCUGAUCCCGGAUCACUGAUGGGAGCCCUGGAGCCUCUGCAGACCCCCCCUGUGACAGUAUCAAUUACAUAACUGAAGGCAUCGAUCAGACUCUAACUGUGAUAACGGACUAGUGCCAACACAGGUCGGAGGAGUUGAAGCCAUUUUUCUCUGCAACGUCUCUCUGUUUAUCUCCCAGCAGACCAGCCUGGGAUAAAGUGCAAACAGGAGGUUCAAAGAGGUAGUGCAGUGCUUUUGAAGUGGCACCACCUCUGCCGCCAUCAUGAAUGUGGGCACGGCACACAGCGAGGUGAACCCGAACACCCGGGUGAUGAACAGCAGGGGGAUGUGGCUCUCUUACAUCCUGGGCAUCGGCCUCCUGCACGUCAUCCUGCUCAGCAUUCCCUUCGCCAGCGUACCUGUGGUCUGGACCCUCACCAACCUCAUACACAAUCUGUGUAUGUACCUCCUACUUCACACGGUCAAAGGGACGCCGUUUGAAACCCCAGAUCAGGGCAAAGCUCGCCUCCUCACACACUGGGAGCAGAUGGACUACGGCGUCCAGUUCACUGCUUCACGCAAGUUCCUCACCAUCACACCCAUUGUCUUGUACAUACUCACAAGCUUCUACACCAAAUACGACCGGGUCCAUUUUGUGGUCAACACAGUGUCUUUGCUCACUGUACUCAUCCCCAAGCUGCCUCAGCUGCACGGCGUGAGGAUCUUCGGCAUUAAUAAGUACUGACAAGGCUGAAGAGGACACCUCCUUCCUCCGGUCCCCGUGGACUUGCUGAGAGCGCACAGAGUAUCAGGCCUCUGAUUUGGCUGCAGACCUACGAGGAUCCGUGGCUCCCGACUCUGCUGAGCGCUGCUCUAAAUGAAGCCUACUGAGGAUACUGCCAUGGUACCAAACCCCAGGAAAGAGCCUCAAUACACUUUACAGAGAGGACAAAGAGAAAGUGCACUACAGUGGUUCUUUGUGGCCUAUAAACUUUGAGUUGAAGGUUUUUUCCAGAGACACUAAAAAAGAGUUGGUAAGGGAGCAUUAUGCCUGUUGAAAUGACAGUUUGGUGUCGAGGGGAGAGGACAAUGACACCCGCUGGCACUCUGAGGCUGCAGUCUGAGUUAUUUUGUAUGUAAUGACACAGCGCUGUAUUUAUUCAGCUUUUCUCCCACCAGAAGUGUCUUUUACUCGAGGUUUCAGAGGAGAGGAGCAAUAUUUUAAUGAAACCGUGAGGGGCUUGUGAACUGCAGGCAGAGGCGAGACAAGACAGACCACAAGGUUUUAUAUUUAGCCCUCGCUUUACCGCUCGGGGGGCCAAGAUUGGGAAGUUCAGUAACUCUUACUUUAUCUGACCAUUUCCAUAUUUGGACUCCUCUUGUCCUGUUCCGUGUCCCAUUUAAGCCUCGCGCCCGCAGAGCCGUCUGGCCUGAGUGCAGAAAGAAUGUAGAAGUGCAGUCCACUGAUCAAACGCAGUGUAAUGAGGAAGUCCUUCAGAAUCAUUUAAGAGAGAGGUUCUUCUGUCCUUCAUUAUUUUAUAGUUACACAAUAAAGACUCCUGUAGCCCCUUCAAAGAGAAACUCAGGAGCCAUUAAGGAAGCAGGAGCUGCGUCUCCGCUUUAGAUCUGAAAGCAAAUUCCAAUCUCAUUAGGGUCACCUUUUCAAACUAAAGCAAUCCAUUACCGAAGCCUUUUAGAUCCAGAAACACUCAAGUGUUUACAAAGAUGUGUUCCUCCACUAUAGAGCUGAAUCUUGUAAACACACUCAGCUAGGAGUGGAACAAAAUUAAUUUCAGUGUGGAAAGUACACACCUGCAAAGAAACCCUCUCCAAAGUUUAUGGUGGAUGUAAGAAUGGAUUGCAGCUGCUAAUAGCACCAAGAAUUUCUCAUCAUUUGGCCAGCUAUCUGCUCCAUCUCGAGGUCUAAUCCACAAAACAAACUGAUAUGCAAGUUUGUUUUAUUGCUCUGAUAUGCAAGCACCAAAAUGCUCCAAAUGUUCUGCAGCCUUGUGCAGUGUGCUCCAGUUUUGCACCUGAUUUUGGACUGAGAUGAGCCGCCACAUGUCCACUCUGUGCAGCGCAGAGCUGUGCUGUGUUCUCUCAUCCUGACGGCGCUAAAUUCUAUCCAUGUAUAGAUGACGAGCUGAAUGGAGAGGGAAAGUCCUGAUCACUUUAUUCUUGAUUCACAACCCAAGUGACACAAAUUUCACAGCUUAUAACAAGCUUACUUCCUGGAGUGAGCUAGAUGUUAUUUGCAAUGAGGCUCAUUUGCAUUGAAAGGGUCAUAUUUUACCCCAAACACAUGCAUAAUGGAUCAUUUAAAUGUAUGCAAAGCAUGUCACCUUUUGUACGUGCUUCGUGAAUAAUGGCCGAGUUCCACCAGAUCUGUGUCCGGUCGGUCUCCGAUCCUUCACUGCACCGGAUCUGAUAGGUUUCUAUUCCAGUCAAUGUGUUAACUUCCACUGGAUCCACUCCAUUCCGUUGCAGCUCCGUCUCAGAGAUGCAAGACUUCAAUUUUUUUAGGAUGCCGGAGCACGACGCAUCAAUCUCAACAGAGCAGAUGGAGCGGGACAGGAAGUCAGGUUUCACCAAAACAAAACGAAAACAUCCGGUUAAUUUUCAGAAUAAAACACUCUGUGUUAUCACCAGAUCGUAUUUCACUUAACUACAACAACAAACCAAAGUCAUGAUGAGCGGAGCCAGGCCUGGAGUCAACAGGUCAGAGGUUUUCAGAGGACCAGAAAGACAACAUGGAUGAGGAGAGGAGGAGGAGGAGAAUCCUUGAUUCAGUGAUUACUGCAGGAAAACCUCUGUCACAUGACUCAAGCUGUCCGGUGGUCCUGCUCCAUGCUGCGUUCCAAAAACCCACCCGGUGGGUGUUGACGGACGAGAGAGCAUGGAGCCGGACUGCAACAGAUCGGAGACGGACAAGACACGCAUCUGGUUGAAGUCCUGGGUCACAGCUUUUAUCCAGCUUACUUCCUGGAGCGAGCUUGCAAAAGGCAGCUCAUUAGCUGUUAGCGCCAGUGUUAGUGAAUUAGAUGUUAUUUGCAAUGAGGCUCAUUUGCAUUGAAAGGGGCAUAUUUGACCCCAAAUACAUGCAUAAUGGCUCAUUUACAUGUAUGCACUGCUGCACAGUGAUACUUUUUACUCAGUUUGUGGAGCAUGUCACCUUUUGCGUAUGUUUUGUGAAUUAGACAAUGACAUUUUGGCUCAUUUGGACAAGAUAAGCGGGUGCAAAAGCUGUGCAAUAUUUUUGAAAUCAUGCCCUGAGCAACAUUAGUACUAUGUUUUUUGGCUACCCAUUGAAUGAAAGUCCCCCCUCCUCCUCCUCCUUGUGCUGUUUGUGUCUCUAGCUCUUGACAAAAACCUUAAAAUAUAACCAAACAGUGAGAUGGAAGCAAUUCAAAGCAUCUCCAGAGCUGAGGGUUUACAAGUUCAGAUAAUGUGUGGGUUUGUUAAUCCAAGCAACCGCUGUCACACCCCACAGUCUGUGUCAGUUGUGAAUUAAAGGGAAAUGAAGAGGAUUACCCACAGGAAACAAUGUGGUCUGUCAUACCAAAAUAGUGCUUUGCACUCUUCCCCCGAGACGCACAAGAAUCAUGUAGCUGUGGUGCAUCUUACAAGACCCUGCUCUCUGCCUUCAGUUUAGUUUUUAAAUUAUUUGAACAUGUGUAGUUCAUGUCUGGGAGGGUGUUGAGCCCCUAGCCGUUAACUGCAGGAAUCAGAGGGUAGGUAGCAACCAGACAACCAGGGGCCUUUGGUCUGGGUGGGAGAGUCAGUGCAUCUGCAACCAAAUCCUACCAAAUCAUGCUGUCAGAGAAUUAUUUUUUCCAGCUUUACUUGUCUUUGUGCCCAAAAAUAAAAGUGAAAGGAGAGAUUGCUUAACCAAGAUUUAUGCCACAGUGAUUAUGUUUGUAGUCUAGAUCUUUAAAGCUCCUGUGAGGAACGUUUAGUUUGUGUUGACUUUGGCGCCCCCUGUGGACAAAGCGGUACCUCUUGUCUCGUUGUUGAUGUUAUUAUCUACAUGGGCAAGAUUUCUUCUCUGACUGUUGGAGAACACAGAAUGGGAAGUUUAGUCAAACACAUCACUUAUUGGGAAUCUAUCACAAUCAGACUGUUGGUGCGUUCCAUUGAACUCAGUAGUUUAAUGUCAGAGCUUGGAAUGAGUUGGACACAAAGUCGGAAAGUUGUUUAGUCAUUAGCUCCUGUUGUUGUUAGCAUUGUUAGCUAAUAUGUAAUAGUUUGUGCUCGAAAGCAACAUGACGACAUCUCUACAGAUAGAACUUGCACAAAACUAUACAUGUGAUUGAUUUAAUUACACUAAAAGAGACCUAACUGCGAAUAAACAAUACUGAAAGUACAGCCAACCGUAUGAAGGUAAAUAUGAUGCAAAAUGCACGAGCUUGUAGACUUGAUGUGAGAACCUGCAGAAUACGAUUUGAGAACUUGUGGAUCAAAAAUCUGAACUUGUAUGUUUCAUUUUUCACUUGUAAAAACAAAUUCACACACGUGAGCUGAAUUUGAAGUUACAGAAAAAAAUAACUACAUGGGAGCUUGUGGAAAAAAUGUAAACUUGUAUUUUGAAAAUUUUAACUUGUACAAAAUAUUCAUACAACAUCAUUCUGAAUGUGAAGUCACACAAAAAAAUAUUCACACGUGUGAAAAUUGACGAAUCUGCGCAGUGGACUUUUGCAAUACUUCUUGUGAUAAUGUGUUGCAAAACAAAUUUGCACUUGUAGCUGUUGGGGGUGGCAGAUUUUUGAUCCACAAGUUCCAUCCAUCCAUCUUCUUCCGCUUCUCCGGAUCUGGGUCACGGGGGCAGCAGCCUCAGCAGGGAAGCCCAGACACUCCUCUCCUCGGCCCCUUCCGCCAGCUCCUCUGGGAGGAUACCGAGGCGCUCCCAGGCCAGCUGAGAGACAUAGUCUCGCCAGCGUGUCCUGGGCCUUUCCCGUGGCCUCCUCCCAGUCGGACAUGCCCGAAGCUUCAAACCUUCCCAGUGCGAGCCGGAGGUCACUGCUCAAUGAAUAGGACCACAUCAUCUGCAAAAAGCAGAGAUGGAAUCCCAAGGCCACCGAACUGGACAUCCUCCGCCACUUGGCUGCGCCUAGAAAUUCUGUCCAUAAAAGUUCUGAACAGAACCGGUGACAAAGGGCAGCCCUGGCGGAGUCCAACCCAUCCACAAGUUCUCAAAUCGUAUUCUGGAGGUUCUCACAUCAAGUCUACAAGCUUGUGCAUUUUGCAACAUAUUUACCUUCAUACAUCGGGAGCAACCAUCUUGGAUAUCAAGCUCAGGGUUACAGAAGUUCAUCCAAGUGUCCAAUUCAUACUUCUGACUUAUUGGGGUGCUCCGGUUGACUUAUCCGACUUGCAUCUUGGCGUCUGAGACCUAAUGGAACGCACAAUGAAUCUGCAGAAUGCAUUCAGUCUUCAAUGCUGAUAGUCUCCUUUGCUUCUGUAUGAAUCUCAGUCUGUUUCAUAACCAGCUACAAGCUCCUCACAGUAGCUUUAAAGAACAUUUGAGGGAUCCUCUUAAUUUAUGAGAUCUGGAGGAAUAAAGAUAAACAUGGUUUGUUACAGUGAUGGUACAAAGCUGCGGCGUAUUGUGAGUAAGAAUGUUUAUUUAGAGAACAUUUCUGCUUGUAGAUCUUUUUUACUUGUUUGUGAAAGGUCACAAUUAAGCAUGUUACCAUGACUGUUAGUUAGUGAUGUAAUUAAGAUCUAAUUAUAGGUUUUAUCAUAGGAGUGGAGUUUGAUUAUCGAGGUCGGGAUGUUUCUCUUUUUGGAUCGUACUGAAACUGUUACAGAAACCGAGCUCCGCUGCAAUAAGAGGCACAAAGUAAUGUAUAUCCUGUCUCAUGAAACCAAACACCCUUCAGACCACCAACAGUAAGACUGCUUUAAAUGAGAGAUCUGAAGAUUAAAUAUCUUAUUUCCUGAGUGGAGAAAUGAGACAUUCUCCACGAUGUUUGGAAAGAAGAAGCACAUUUCAGUCUCAGCAGUGAGAGUAGCAGCCAGUAGCUGAAGUAGCAGAACUCCUGACUGUGAGCAGCAGCAGUGUUUAAAGUGGCAGAAGGAGUUUCAUCUUUUUAGGGAAAAGUUUUCAUCAAUUGUAAUUUCUUUGAAUCAUGCAGAAUGAUAAUUAAACUCUUGUUGUGAGUUUGUAAAUGCAACUUUCAUCAUCUUUCCACUCCCAUGUGUCUGAGAGAAGAAAGGGCUGACUCCAUACACAUGUUGUGAUGAUUCAGAGCACAAAGUCAGGAUUUUUGUUUGUACUCAGAAACAGUUUGUACUGAAUGUUGACGAAAUGUGAAACCACGUGCUCUCAGACUCUGUCGAUGAGUGUAUCAGUGGAUUCUGAAGGAACUGUCAAUGUGAGUGUCUGUACGAGUGCUUGAUCCAAAAUAAUACAGUAUUUUUAGAACAUGA
This is a messenger RNA of Notolabrus celidotus (New Zealand spotty), 6760 nucleotides long. It is a transcript of the gene ormdl3, whose product is annotated as ORMDL sphingolipid biosynthesis regulator 3. The record is from RefSeq and is a predicted model, not a curated record. The transcript is spliced from 4 exons. Gene Ontology annotation, biological process: intracellular sphingolipid homeostasis; ceramide metabolic process; negative regulation of ceramide biosynthetic process. The coding region runs from base 615 to 1076 and encodes 153 amino acids. Gene Ontology annotation, cellular component: endoplasmic reticulum membrane. Lineage: Eukaryota; Metazoa; Chordata; Actinopteri; Labriformes; Labridae.